Umbelopsis ramanniana AG is the source of this 1446-nucleotide messenger RNA. RefSeq lists its product as uncharacterized. Gene Ontology annotation, biological process: peptidyl-arginine methylation. The coding region runs from base 143 to 1345 and encodes 400 amino acids. Lineage: Eukaryota; Fungi; Mucoromycota; Umbelopsidomycetes; Umbelopsidales; Umbelopsidaceae. The record is from RefSeq and is a predicted model, not a curated record. Gene Ontology annotation, molecular function: protein arginine N5-methyltransferase activity; protein binding. The transcript has 3 exons. Gene Ontology annotation, cellular component: cytoplasm; nucleus.
CUGUUUCUAACUGUUGCUCGCUGACACCAAAAAGAAUGUCUCGAAGUUGACCGACGUCUAUACCAUUGAUAAGUUGAGCUUGAGACUAUGGAUUACUGGAUGAAUAUAUAAGUUGUUCGCAUUACCUUCUAUUAGUGGUUGAAUGUCAGGCAUAGGGUCGAUGAACGUGAGACAGCAGCUCCCUUCAUGGCCGAGCGGAAUCAAAAAAGGACGGUCACUACGUUAUUACCUCAACUUUUUUUUUUUUGAAGGGUCUAAAGACACUGUCAUGAGCACCGAAGAACAAAGCCAUAUCCUCAACACCGAAGAGGUUCAGGAAGUUGAUGUCGAGGAGUAUACUGAGGAGGAGAAACAGCUUGGACAAGCCUUCAUUCAAGCCAUUAUAGAUGGUGAUCUGGAAAAAGCCAAGGCGUUGGAAAAGGAAGGAGCAGACCUUGUGUACAGAACAGAGCAAGGGCGAACGCCAUUGCAUUUCGCCGCAGAGCAUGGCAAGGCUGAUAUCGUCCAGUGGCUUCUAUCAGAACGUCAUCCCUACAACCUUGUUGACUUGAACGAAGUAACAGCUGGUGAAUUAGCUCUUCAAAAUGGUCAUGUUGAUAUUUAUGAGAUCUUAGUGGCGGAAGGCAGCCGAGCAGAAUUGAUCAUUCGUGCCUUGCAAGCUCAUUUUGCCAGCGAUGAAGAAAAAAAUCAAGUGGUGAAUGAAGAGUAUUUGAACCAGAAACUUCAUUACAGCGAUAACAAGCUUAUGGACGAGAAUGACGAUGCUGUUAUGAUGGGCUGGGAAGCUCCUUUGAUGGUCGAGCACGCCAAAGUCAUGUGUCCCAAAGAAGGUCUUGAUGUCCUCAAUGUCGGAUUCGGCCUUGGUUUGAUCGAUACCGAAUUGCAAAAAUAUAAACCUCGCCACCAUUUCAUUAUUGAAGCCCAUCCCGAUGUAUACGCUCACAUGAAAGAACUUGGUUGGGACAAGAAACCUGGAGUGACUAUUCUCUUUGGCAGAUGGCAAGAUGUUCUUCCCUCCAUGGAACAAUCUUUUGAUGGUAUUUUCUUCGAUACCUACGGGGAAUUCUAUGAUGAUCUUCAUAAUUUCCAUGAAGCUGUUCCAAAUAUUCUCAAUGAAGAUGGUAUCUACACAUGGUUCAAUGGCCUAGGAGCGACCAACCAGUUUUUCCACGACGUCUAUUGCCGUAUUUCAGAAAUUGACUUGCGUGAAAUGGGAUUAUCAACAGAAUACAUUGAAAUGAAAGUGUCGACAGCCGACGAAGAUGGUGUUUGGGAGAAUGUACGACAGCGUUACUGGGUGUUAGACACAUAUAAACUUCCCAUCUGCCGAUUUCUGACGCAGUAAUAGAAAUAGACUGACGGCUUUUUUUGUACAGUAAAAUUUUCCCUAUUCCACUGGAUUGUAUUAAUUUUUUGGGAUCCUGUGAUUGACAGGUCAAAGCUGAC